AGGAAACGUUCUGUUGCAGAAUUCACUCUGUUAUUAUCUCUUCAUCUAUCCUCCCGUCAUAUCUGCAUACUUAGCCAUCAAUCCCCCACCAAUCGACUAUCUUGACUCAGCUCAGCCUGAUUCGUCAAAUUGCUGCCCUCCUUGCCCCCCGACCAACCGCUCGCCCCAAGCAGUGCCUCCGACUUCUGGGGUCGCUGCAUCAAAUUGCAAUGACGGCAUCCUGUUUCGUGGUCCCGGUCGGCUCGGCGAUUCUGAUGCUUCCUAUUCACCUGGCCAGAAGGCGUUUGGCUAUGCACUGGACACCAGUCUUGCACGUAGGCGCCAGCAAGUGGUACGUGGUGGACAGACGUGUUUAAAGAAAGCUGAUUCAACUUGCAGCGUCAAUCUUCCAGCUGCCGGAGACUUGGAAUCGAAUCGGCGACCGGUGAACCAAUCCGGAAGAUCAAGUGGAUUACGAAUUUGUAGGGCUGGAAGUUCGCUGCAAAUCACUCGUGGAACAGGAGCAACUCUAGCCGGUGGCGUUGGUGGUGGUAGUGGUAGUGGAAAUAGGCGACCGGUUGAUUUGAAUCCUUCUGCUUCGUCAGGUGGUCGUGCUCGCUGGCAAGCCUCGAAGACUUCAGGGCCCAUUCUUCUGUCUAGUCCGAGAACCAGAACUUUGACCGAACCAGAGUCUGCAUUCUCAACUGCUGUUACUUCUCCCGAGGCUCAGUCCUUAGCUCGCCCUAUUCUUACGAAUGCGUCUACUGCUAGUCAACCAAAGCGCCGGUCAGCACGACGUUCCUGUCCUGUCGAGGUUGGCCACCUGCGCGCGGCACGCCUACUGGCCUCUGAAGGACUUUGCGACAUUUCAGAACGAUCCGUUGUUACUGAUACCCUCGGUCUUGCUGCCCGAGAGAUGGGAUUUAUAUGCUCCAUGACGACCGCAUCUUCAGCUAAUGAACUUGUUGGUAGCAGUGGUGGGGUCGAUUCCCUUUCCACUCGAAAGCGAUGCCUUAAAGGUGACGGAUAUUCAGGGAUUUAUGAGAUGAACGGAUCACACUUCACCAGUUUGCGAAAGGACAGCCCAAUUUUGCCAGCAGAAGAGGAGGCCGAGGAAAUAGAAGAGAAGAGAGAAGAAAUAUUCGGCGAACACGAAUUCGCUGAU
This is a messenger RNA of Protopolystoma xenopodis, 1144 nucleotides long. NCBI's taxonomy places the organism in Eukaryota, Metazoa, Platyhelminthes, Monogenea, Polystomatidea, Polystomatidae. The record is from the annotation of a GenBank genome assembly.